AUGCCGUGCGCCCCGGGGGCCUCCACGGCCGCGCACGCAGGCCGGCCCCGCAGCCAGCAGCGCGCGGAGCCGGCCAACCGCGAAUGUCCGGGCAAGACGGGCAGGAGCGCCCGGCAGGAGCACCUCGCCCGCGACCACGUCACCGCGCGCCUGUCGGGGGCGACGUCGGUACACGAUCCAGUGGAGCUUGGUGGUGCUGACCUGGCGGUCCUGUUGAUUGAGCUCCUCGCGCCCGGGUCGCGCGGGCUGGAGCCCCUCAAGAGCAGAGUCGAGCUCGAGCUCGGCGAUCUCCCUGCGGGCUCCGACGACUGCUGGGACGGCCUGUCGCUCCUGGACCUGUGCGGUCGCAUGCCGUGGCCGUUGGAGGAGUUCAUACGGCCCUACGUGGUGGUCACGGGGCUGAGGUCACCGGUAGGGUCGGCAAUCGAGAUCUUUCGUCCGCGCGAGGUGGUGAUGGUGGACGCGUGGCGCGUGCGUGAGGUUGGCAACCCGUCCGGCACUCGGCAGCGGGAUGGGAUGUUGGCAGAGCUGGAAGCGAGAUAUCAUACUCUUACCAUUGCCAUGUCUUUGUUGGAUCCACUUGCGGGUUUGAGCGAGUUCAUCGGCAAGCAUGCGCCCGUCCUCGAUUACCAUGCAGUUGGUAUCACCUUCGUCAUGGCUUACGUCAUGAUCAUGCCCCUCGGCGUGUCCCACCUGCUCUGCCUGCUGUUCGGCGCGGUAAGCUACGUGCUGUUGCUUCCCCAAGAUCGCGGGGUCGCCGCCAAGAAGCCGGGUCUGGCCGAGAAGGGCACGCCGGCAGUGGUGCCCGCAGCCAAGGACACCGCGACGCCCCUGCAGGAAUUCCUGCAGCAGCAGCCUGUGGAUACGCGAAGCCGCACAGCCGCCUCCGCCAGCUCGACGCCGCUGGCCCAGGCCGCGCCCUGGGCGGAGCUGGCGCCGCCGCCGCGGCCCGCGGCGCAGCAGAAGUGGCGGGCUCCCGCGGCCGCGGGCGCGGACCGCGCCGCCGCGGACGACGACUGGCGCUCCCGCCACGCUGCGGCGCCCCCGUGGCGCCAGCGCGCGCCCCAGGCCCCCGGAGGGAAGGUCGCCCUCUCGUCCGGGCUGUCGGCCGCGCGCAGGGCGCUGGCCAAGGCGGCGUGACGGGCCUCUCGGGCGCGCAGGGGCGCGGCGCCAUGGAGUGUGCCGGCCCGGCACCGCGAGGCCCCCCCGCGCGCUGUCGCACAGCAGGCGCGCAGGGUGCGGAGGCCGUGCCGGAAGAGAUUUUGGGGGGCACGUUGGUCGUCGAGCUGUGAGGCCGUCGGUGUGCAAGAGAGUCUUCGCGGGGCACUUGCUGGCAGGCUGGCUUCCUAUCUGACGUGCCUGCUGUCUUGCUGGAUCGUGCCGCUGCUCCUCCGCCCCUCCGCCGCGGAGAGGCCCUCCACCGCAGACAAUCGGAGCAGCCGAUCUGACAGCCGUGGCGUUCAAUUCGGCAGGUCUGGACCAGAUCAGUGCUCGGCGUAGCCGUGCCAGCCGGCCUUGCACUAUACAUCGAAUGCCCAGCUAGGGUUCAGGGCGCCCCCAAUAUGUCCAGGAGGCCUCGGCAGGAGUCCGAAGGCGGCAGUGUUGCGCGAGGCAUCCUCCUAAAAAGGCGGCUUGACGGCGCUGUUUUGCUAGGCAUGCCUCUCUGGCCCCCAUGGUGUGUAAGAUGGCCUACGGGUGAACACCCCGCUUCAUCGCAGCGAGCAGGAUCCGCCUUGCCUAGGGGACCAUGCGUUCUGCGAUCCGCUCGGGCGACCACGCAUGCGCGUGGCGGGCGAGUGGUAAUGACGUGCCCAGCGGCAGCUCACGCAAAGGCGUGCGCGGGGCGCGAGGGGGGCGGGCGCCGGGCCUCAG
Prorocentrum cordatum is the source of this 1872-nucleotide messenger RNA. Lineage: Eukaryota; Dinophyceae; Prorocentrales; Prorocentraceae. The record is from the annotation of a GenBank genome assembly.